This is a messenger RNA of Emiliania huxleyi CCMP1516, 285 nucleotides long. RefSeq lists its product as hypothetical. The transcript has 3 exons. The record is from RefSeq and is a predicted model, not a curated record. NCBI's taxonomy places the organism in Eukaryota, Haptophyta, Isochrysidales, Noelaerhabdaceae. The coding region runs from base 1 to 285 and encodes 94 amino acids.
AUGCAUGUCCAUGCAUCCAACCCGACGGCCCACGACCGGUCGGUCGGCGUCUGGUCCCCCGGCGUUUGUCUCGAGUAUUUUGCGAUUCGGUGUGGCAGCGGCAAGCGGCAUGUGUUUUUUGCAUUUUGGACUGCGUUUUCGGUUUUGCUCAUGGAGCAAGUGGCUAAAAGCCACCUGCAUUUUGUGCAAAAAGCUGCAAAGGACUCGUGGAGGCACGUGGCGCUUUCCGCGUGUGUCUCGUGCAAAAUCCGGCAUUUUGUGGCUUUCAGUGACACGUACAUGUAA